AUGAACAAUGCUUUGAAGGAAGGGUUGAUGGAAAAGAUGAAGAUUUCUGAAGUGAGAGAGGCCCCCAUGGAUAUGAAAGAGCCAGAGAUGCCGUCUAGAAGGAACGUGGAAAGCCUGCAGCAUGGUCUGUCUGAGAAACAGGAGGAAGAAGCUGUGAGGGUGCACAACGAUAUCAGAAAAGCAGUUUCUCCGGGGGCUUCAAACAUGAAAAAGAUGCGCUAUAAUAAGGAAUUAGCGGCCGCGUCACAAGUUUGGGCUGACUCCUGCCUAGAAGGUCAUUCAUUACGGGAAGCUGCCGGUGAAAACAUAUUUGCUUCAACCGGUGAUGUGAUUAACGUUACGCAGGCCAUUUAUUCGUGGGAUGACGAGAAAUGGGACUACGACUAUGAGACAAACACGUGUAAAGAAGGAAAAGUGUGCGGACAUUAUACACAGGCUGUCUGGGCACAGAGUGAUCAAGUUGGCUGCGGUUCUACAAACAAGUGCACAGACAAAUGGAGAACACGCAUCGUUUGUCAGUAUAUCGCAGUUGGAAAUGUACAAGGAAUAAAGCCAUACAUGACAGGUGCCCCCUGCAGUGAUUGUAAAACAUGUGGGUAUUCGUGUGACAACGGCAUGUGUAUAAAGUCUGAUGUUUACUCUGAGUCGUGCUGUCAAUAUAACACUUUCUCUGACCCUAAAUACCAUGUUCAACAUGGUGGCUUAUGA
Messenger RNA from Ostrea edulis (European flat oyster), 708 nucleotides. RefSeq names its product peptidase inhibitor 16-like. The coding region runs from base 1 to 708 and encodes 235 amino acids. NCBI's taxonomy places the organism in Eukaryota, Metazoa, Mollusca, Bivalvia, Ostreida, Ostreidae. The record is from RefSeq and is a predicted model, not a curated record. The transcript has 7 exons.